GAGGGGGAUGCAGUUGGUGUUCAAGGCAACCCUCAUAGAAAUGGAUAAACAAGUUCUAUUGGACUUUAGGCUCUCCAGGGGAGAUGGUAUAGAGUUCAAGAGAAGGUUUACCAACAUCAAGUCCAGCAUGGAGAUGAUCAUUGUUAAAGGUCCAAUCAUGUGGUCUCUGGCAAUUCAUUCUGAUGCCCUUCCAGGGGUCUGAUUUGACCUGCUAGGGUUCUAAUGUGACCUCUCGGUGUCUAAGUGACCUCUCAGGGCCUAAUAUAACCACUCAGAAUUUAAUUUGACCUCUCGGAGUCUAAUGUGACCUUAAAGUGAUCUUCUACACAGGUCUAAUGUGACCUUUGGGUCGUUUUAUGUGUCCUCUAGUGGUCCCAAGUGACCUUCAGUGGUCUUAUAUGACUUCUAGGAGUGUAAAACUACCUUGUUGGGUUAUUUUUGCUGAUUUUAUUAUUAAUUUGGUUACAGUUAUUCCUAAGAAGAUAUCAUUUUUAAAUGUUGUUUUAUCGAGGUUGUGAUUCAGAAAACCAUACGCUUAAUAUAAUGAGUACAAAAUUGAAAUAUUUGAUUUGAUAAACAUUUUUGAAUCUCGAGUUUUUUUAAAUGAUAAAAAAAUGCUCAA
Molecule: messenger RNA, 622 nt
Organism: Eurytemora carolleeae
Lineage: Eukaryota; Metazoa; Arthropoda; Copepoda; Calanoida; Temoridae
Product: serine/threonine-protein kinase grp
Biological process (GO): intracellular signal transduction; protein phosphorylation
Cellular component (GO): nucleus
Molecular function (GO): ATP binding; protein serine/threonine kinase activity
Source: RefSeq, a predicted model, not a curated record